GCGGGAGGCGGGUGGCGGGAGGGAGGCGGCGGGCGCGGCCCCGGCCCGGCACGAACGAGGCGGGGGGCGGCGGGGCCGGGCCGGGCCGGGCCGGGCCGGGCCGGCCGGGAAGCGGGGGGGCGGGUCCGGCGCCGGGCGGUGGGGAGCCGGACGGGGCGCGGCGGCCGCAGUCAUCCGGCGCGGCGGGCAGCGGAGCGGGAACAUGGCGAGCGUAGGGAACGGCACAGAGGAGAGUGGCGGCGGCGAAGAGGAAAACUUUGAAGAUGCCUAUGAAAAUAUCCCCAUGGCAUCCAAGAUGGAUAUCAAAUGUGCUCUGGAAGAAUGUUCAAUGGCACUGAACUUAUUUCUGAACAAUAAGUUCUCUGAAGCCCUGGAAAUACUUCGGCCAUGGUCUAAGGAUAGUAUGUACCAUGCCCUUGGGUACAGCACUAUUUUAGUUAUGCAAGCUGCUAUGACUUUUGAACAGCAGGAUAUACAAAUGGGAAUUUCUGCAAUGAAGGAAGCUUUGCAAACCUGCCAAAGAUUCAGGAAAAGAAGCACUGUGGUGGAAUCCUUGUCCAGUCUAGUUUCUAAACAGUCAGUGGAUCAGUUGAGUGAAGAGGAAAUGCAUGCUGAAAUCUGCUAUGCUGAAUGUUUGCUACAGAAAGCAGGUCUCAUCUUUGUGCAGGAUGAAAAUAUGAUCAACUUUAUCAAAGGCGGCCUCAAAAUUAGGACAAGUUACCAAAUAUACAAAGAAUGUCACCAGGUGCUACAGAUGACUCAGGGGAACAAAAGCAAAAAUGAGACUUAUUACCAGUUUGAAGGAGGAGUAAAACUUGGAAUUGGAGCAUUCAAUUUGAUGCUGUCACUACUACCAGGAAGGAUCCUUCGACUUUUAGAAUUUAUUGGAUUUUCUGGCGAUAGGGAGUUGGGCCUCAGCCAACUACGGGAAGGCGCAUCUGGCAGCAGUUUGAGGGCCAUUCUGUGUACUUUCACCCUGUUGGUUUAUCAUACUUACAUCUCCUUAAUCCUUGGUACAGGGGAAGCCAACUUUGAGGAAGCAGAUAGUCUCCUCGAACCCUACCUCCAGAAAUUUCCAAAUGGUUCCAUUAUUCUAUUUUAUGCUGCCAGAAUAGAUACACUGAAAGGAAAUUUGGAAAAGGCGCAGUUGAGGUUCCAAGAGUGCAUAACAGCCCAGGAACAGUGGAAACAGAUUCAUCAUCUCUGUUACUGGGAACUGAUGUGGUGCUACACCUUCCAGCAGAACUGGCUUCAAGCAUAUCGGUAUGCAGACCUGCUCAGCAAAGAGAGCAGGUGGUCUAAGGCAAUAUAUGUAUUCCAGAAGGCAGCAAUUCUGUGUAUGCUUCCAGAGGAUGAUUUGAAAAGGACUGGUGAGGACAUUAUAUCUUUAUUCAGACAAGUGGAGGGUCUAAAACGGAGAAUUUCAGGAAAAUCUAUCCCAACUGAGAAGUUUGCAGUAAGAAAAGCUCGACGCUAUACAAGUUCUCAACCGGUGAAGCUGAUACUGCCUGCCUUGGAAAUGAUGUAUGUCUGGAAUGGCUUUGCAAUUGUGGGCAAAAGAGCAGAUCUCACUGAAAACUUACUGGUAACAAUUGAAAAAGAAGAAGCUGCUCUAGAAAAUGAAACUAAUCACAAUGAAUACUAUAUGGAUGAUGUGUGCAUGUUGCAGUUACUAAAGGGCCUCUGCCUGAAAUACUUGGGAAGACUCAUGCAAGCUGAACUAUGUUUCAGUAAAGUAAUUCAACGUGAGAAGCAAAUAAAAUACGAUAGUUACUUGGUGCCGUUCACCCUGUAUGAGUUGGGUCUUCUGUACAAACAACAGGAUGAGAGAGAAAAAGCAAUAAGAUACAUAGAAACUGCAAAAAACAACUACAAAGAAUACUCUAUGGAGUCGAGGUUGCACUUCAGAAUUCAUGCAGCACUUGACAGCAUGAAUGCGUCAUCUGCUUCAACACCUUGAACGAGGAGGGACGCUUUUCAUACAUACAAUAGCCUACACAAUCUUUUUGCAAUCUUUUUUUUUAGUUAUUGAAAGGAAGCAACCUGAUGGUUGUUUUCUGUCAUCUCUGAUUUGAUGUAUAUUAUUCCUUUAGACUGUUUUUUUUUUCUCUGUAUAGUGCAUAUACUGUAUCAACUUGCUACUUUAAAAAGACCUUAUAUUUUGUUCGAUAAAAAUAAUUAAAUAUUUGACUUGAAUGGGGAAUAUUUAAAAAAAAUGAUGGUGCAAUAAAGUUUAAUGCAAUUAUUUUAUUUUUUUAUAUGAAAACAGAUGCUGGUUAUGCAGUGGAACUGGUGAUAACUUCUGCAUUUUUUAAAGGUUUGAUUUUCUGCAGUAUACUUGAGACCUUUUUGCCUCUGGAAUAAAAAUGCAAUGUCUGCAGAUAACUUUACUCACAUUUGGCAUACCAGAUUCUGAAAUUUGUGUUCCAGAGCAAAAAAUUAAUCAUCUUUGACUUUAUUUCAUUCUGGGAACAGAAUUAACCUGUCUGAAGUGUGGUAUUUUUACACUGUCAGAUAAAGUUAAGCAGGGCUACAGGUAUAAUGUCUUUGCAGGUCUGUUUCAUUCAAAAUAAGUGGUUAUGUGGGGUAUUUUUCAGUCAUAGAAAAGCAGGGCUGCUGCUCUUGCAGAAUCAACAGUCUCAUGUCAUUCCCGACAGAUUUGUUAAACCUGUUUAAAAAAAAACCCAACAAAACAACAAAAAACCCCACCAAACCCAAAAAAACCCUCAAACCAGAAAACCAAACCAAACCAAAAAAAUACAACAAAACCAAACUGAACAACAACAACAAAAAAACCCAACCCCCAAAAAAACAACGCCCCCAAAAAAAAACAAUCAAAUAAAGAACUACCCAAAAAAAACCCAGCCCAAAUCUUGCACUGAGAGACACUUUGUAACUUACACAGGAUGUCUUUCGCAAUGGAAAAAGGCUUGGAAAUUUUUCCUCUUGUCUACCCCAAAUAAUUCUUGGGUGCAACUGAAAUGGUUUGCUUCCCUGUCAUGGAUCUGAAGAAAGGAUUGUUCUUUUCCUUUUUUGAAGCAGUCUUUUAGUAUUUUAAGACUGCCUCCCUUGUUGGUUUUCUCUGUUCUUGGAUUCCAACCAAAAUAAAUAAAAAUUGUCAUUAUUUAUUUAUUUUCCCAGUAAUGGGAAUAACUCAUACUAAUGCAAGUUGACUGUGCAUCAAAACCUGAAUGCACUAUUAAAUUUGGAGUUAAGAAACUGUGCAUAUUCUAAUCACAACUUCCUACUUUCUACCACAAAUAUGUAGUAAAAUUGAGAUACAUUUGUAAGUGCAUCUAUUUUUUUUUUUCACCUUACUAUGUAAACAGCAGUAUCAAAUUGAGUUUACUAGUUCAUUAUAUAUACAGAUUCUGCUAGCUGUCUAUUCUUAAGAAUAUACUUGAAUUCUAAGUAUACAGCCAAUACCUGUUCUUUCACUAAUUAUUGCAAAACUUGUCCAUUUCCAUAUUUUAUUAAUGCCACUAUAUUUACUUCUGCACAGUAAACUCAUAGUAACUAUGCUCCUGUAUGUGAUUCUCUGCCUUAACUCCUAACUCAAGAAAAAACAGAACAGAAUUAUAUGAAAAAUGUGUCCUCAGUAACUGAAAGUUUCUAAUUAAAGUCAAUAUAAUGUAAAUGCUGUAGCUAUUCUUCUCGGGUGACGGAGAGCACAGCUUUCUUCUAUGACUUUGUAAACAACUGAGUCAUUUAAUUGGAUAUAAAUGAGUAAAAGAGAACUUUGUUUUCUUCAGUUCAGCCUUCCAGAGACAGUAUUAACGCCCUGUGUAUGUUACAGUUUGUCUCUUUUGGGAUCGGUGUUUUUGCACUUGUGCAAAAAACAGGCUUAUCAACACAGAUUUGCAGUACUCUCUCUAGUGUUCUGAUGCCCUGAGGUUUCCAGCAUUAAGUACUAUUUACAGCUUGUUUCCUUUUCUGUGCUGCUGUUCUGCACUUGUUUGUUAGAAAGCCUGAUUGAUCAAUAUUCUUAGCUUUAUUCUGGAUUUUUAUUCCAAUUUACUAGUGUUGGAAAUAUAAAUAUUUCAGUGAUUCCUAUCUCUUCAGGUAGGUCUCAGUAGAGCUGUAGAGAUGCUUUGUCUUCCAAAUGCUGCAGAAGAAGUGUAUGUCUCCCUGACACAUUGCAUCAUUGAUGCAGUAUUGUUUACUACGGUAUGUCUAAGUUAAGUGAUUUGUGGCUAAGAGUUUGGAUGAAAAGUUUAUGGCUUUUUUUUUUUUCCACCUGUUGUGUACUGUACCAGGCCUUAAAUACAACUCUGUUUUAGUCUUAUUGCUCUUUAUAUUUUCACCUUGCUUGUCUCUAAAUGGGAAUUUUGAAUAAUGUGUUGAAACUUUCAAACAGAGCAAAGCUGAGCAUUUAUCUAUGAUGCUAUAAACUCUUGAUAAUAGUAGAAAUUAUAAUAUAUACUAGAGCAAAGCUAAAUCUUGUUUAAGCGAGCAAGGCUAAACUUACAUAGUUACAGUAUGACAAAAGAUCAUUAUGAUCUUUCUGAUAAUAGAUGUAUAUUUUUUUAAGGUAAGGAAUCAUAAAGUAGCCUGGUUAUAAGACAAAGCUCCUCUUUGAUUAAAAAUUGUCUACUUAGAAAAUAUUAUAAAAAUUCUUGUCUGUGCAUAUCAUUCAAAUGUUUAGUCUGUUGGUGAAAAAUUGUUGUGUUAUGGGUUUUAAGUCCUUGCCCACCAAUUUUUAACAGAAUUGGAAUACUGUCGUAAUACACAUGGGUAACAGCUGUAUUUAGCGCCUUAUGGCCAGAAAAAUGUACAAUAAUCAGAUACUGUUAUGUUUUUAAAACACCUUGCCAACUAAUAUAUAAAACAAGUAACUGUAGCAAUCCAACUUAGGCUUUGCAGUUACUUUAUUACUAAUCUUAAUGUUUAAUGUCCUUUUGUUUCUGUAUGUUCUUACGCUGCAUAGUUCAACAAAGAAUGUUUAUAUUUGCACUAGUGGUGCAGUUUAUUUGCUUCUAAACUACGGAGGUUUGCACAUUGUUUCUAUGUGGUACCUGAGGCAGAAAAAUGGAGGCUGAGAUGGAAAAGUAUAUUCUGGUUUAAAGAGCAUGUAGAAAUGUUCAUUGUGAUGCAUUGGAAUGGAUUCUUACUUCAGAGGAGUAAAGCACAUUUUAUGCUUGUGCUACUGAGUGCUGAAUUUGGCACCGUAUUCUAGUUGUGCAUAAAGAACCUUCAGCUGGGAUUUAUCAAAACAAUAUCAACAGAAAAAGGCCUGAUCUCAAGUUUAAACAUGCUAUCUUGGGCAUAUAGUUCUUUGUAUACAACCUGUCUAGGCUGAGAGCUUGCACAAAUCUAUCAAGGUCUAGGAGAGAAUGAAGGGUCUUUGAAAUGUAGAUAGCAAAUAAAAAAUAAACCGCUUUAGUCUCAAUCUCUCACCAGUGAUCAAAUAAUACCUUUAAAUGGUAUAAAGUACAGGCGUGAUUAAUAAUUAACUCAUUCUGUUAUCAGUUAUUUAAUUUAAUUCAGUAAGAGCUAGAUAUGAUAUUCUCUAGGAUUCUUUUAAAUCCCAACAUUAAACCCAGGGAGAAAAUGAUCUUUAUACGUAUGUGCGGGGCUUGGUUUUAGUAACAUUUAGAAAAGUGAAUGUUCAAAGUUAUUUUUUAAUGUGACAUGGUUAAAUAUUUCCAUAGUUGCAUCUAAUCUUACCUGAUGUUUCACAGCAAAUAGGUCAAUUAACUAUUUGCUGGGAAUUACCAAUAUCCAUUACCUGUUACCAAUAAUUGCCAUGGUUUGAAUGAUAAGAAUGGUGAUUUUGUUUACCAUAAGAACCGAUAUAGUAGAUUAACUUGGCUCACAGCUAGGCAAAAGAGUGGAAAUAUUCCUGUGUACUAGUUAAUGUCUGUGAGAUGCUAAUUUAGUUUCAGCUAUUAGGCAUACCAUAGUCCAGAAUAAAACCUCUGUAGCUAGAUUAGAGUGCUUGCAGAGUAUUGAAUAAAGGAAGUACAUUGAAUAGAAGGAGGAAAAGAAAACACACUGAAGAAAGAUAGAAGCACAAAACCAGGAACUACAUCUGCAUUCAUGCCAGCAUAUGGCAGAAGUUAUGUUAUGAUCUGCAACUGGAACACUGCAUGCUGUUGGGUAAUAACAGUUCUGUUUAUUGAACAAGUCACCCUCUCUUAAGGAAAUCUGAAGAAGAGCCAAAUAAGCUAGCUUUGCAUUCUGGUUACAUGCUGUUGUACGUGAAAAGUUACUGCAUUGAUACCUCUGGGAUUUCUGGAGUUAUGCAAUCUAAUUGAAAUAAAAUUAUACCUUUUCUUGUCUAAGCAGUUCCAGGGGAUAGUCUUCAGUGCCACUUGGUAAAUUGGUGGGUCUUUUAUUAUGAGUUUUCCAUCUUUUUCAGUUGACUUAUGUUAAAACCACUGUGGUUUUUAUUUGAUAUACUACUCAAAUAGUACGUUGCAGUAGAGAUACCAAUUGGUUUUGGGUCCACUGUAAAACUGAAUUUAAAUUUUACUGACUGAAUGUUGUCAGGACAGAAAUGGAAAGGUGACUUCUGAUUUCUGAUACAGCAAGUUUUCUUAACUUCAGGAAGCUUGUCUUGCACCUAAAUGAGAUGAGGUCCACCAGUCUGAAUGGCCUCCAGUGCUUUAUCUGGAAAUUUUGUCCAGGUGGACUUUGGAAACUGUUACAUACCCAGUGUUUCUAGUGUGUGAAACCCAGUUGGAACAGUGAGAAGUUUGUUGGCAGCUGUUUUCUUCCUAGACACUUCUGAAGCUAAAAAGGGGAAACAAACUUUCCCUUUUUAAGGGGAAAAAAAAAAAAAAAAAAAAAAAUGAAAAGGGAGAGCUAACUCUUUGCUUUUAUUUUAGUUCUUUGAUUUUUUUUCAUUACUUGCCCAGGACAGCCGGUUGGAAUCCUAUUCUUAUCUGUCUGCCUGACUGUCUGAAAUAGAUAGCAGAGCCUUCAAAGAAAAGUCUUUCACCUAUUGUUAGUAUCUGUGCUUCCCUGGAAUAAUGCAAAAUAGAGGUAACUGUUUGUCUUGGCUAGCUGUAGCAGGGAUAGCCAUUAGGAAAGGAUCGAGGGAGAAAAUGCAGGAGAAAUUUGGGUGUGAAGGAUAACAGUGGGGUAGAAGUAGGAUUAUAUUGGAUAGGGAUUUCCACAGCACCUGAACCAUUGAUAUCGCACUAUACCAAACAAUGAUGUGAAAAGAUAGUGCAAAUGUCAUUGUGAUAGAAAGGUGUCAAGUAAGAAAAAUUAUAAUGCAGAGUAAUCGCUUGCUGGCUAAAAGGAGGCAAUAUGAUCCAGAGGUAAUGCAGAGCAAAAUAGCUAUUUCUCCUUAGGAAAAAGCUGAUGAGGAUAGAUAGACCUCCCUCCAGGCCAAAUUGCUGAUUUCAUGUAGUUGGAGUUCUCUGAUGACAGUUGCAGAGAAAGGGUGUUUUGAGUUCCUGUAUGAAGACUUUGUUAUCAGUACAACCAGAACAGGAUUACAUGUCUCUGUGAGAACCUUGCAGAGCUAUGGCUAAUAGCCAUUUCUUCGGAUGACAGAUGUCUAAAAUAAACGUACGAAGUUGUGGAAAAACACAUGGAAGUUUUGUAAUGCCAGAUUUUAAAAGUUUAAUGGUUUUAGUCUUUUUUCCCCAAGUUAAUUUGAAAAGUUUGCUUUUAUCUUUAUGAAUUGCUGACAGACUUGGCAAGACUUUUUUAAAAAAUUCAUUGUGUUCACUGUGGUUUAGAACUAGACAGUUAUCUACAUGUAGGUGUGAAGUGGGAUUCAUAUCUCCAUCUGAACUUUGGGCAUGUGUUGUAGGUUUCCUUAGGGGACCGCCAGAGAAAAAAAGAGAGGAUCAAUACUGAUCAGACAUAAUGGCUGAAUUAGGUUAAAUUAAAUCAAAUAAUAGGAAAAUAAUUGGUCUUAAAUUGUUACUUGUGAUGUCUUCGGUGUAAAAUUAGAGGUUGGGAGGCACUUGUUCACUCCUUUUUAAGAUGCUUCAGUUUCGUAGAUAUUAACUGUAGGAAGAAUCCCAGAAAAAACGAGUUGCUGGCAGCUACAGAUGUUCUUAACAGUCUGAAACGCUGCUCAGCUCAGGGCAAGUGCACAAGUUUUCCUGGAAUAAGAAGCUUUUCCAAGAACACUAUUCUUAAAACAUGGAUUAUGUAGACUCACAGCAACUGUCUGGUCUCCACUAUAGUACAGUUCAAUACCUGUACUCAUUUUGAGGGGAUAAAAAAAAAGAAAAUCACUUAGUAAAUUAAUAGCAGCAACAAUUUGAGUAGAAGAUAUAGAGGAUAGAGCCUCUUACUCUGGUAGAAAAAGCUAGAAAUGAACUGAUAUUAGAGUACAACUUGUUUAGAAUGCUAUAAAAUAGUAUUUUCUAAACUUUUGAAUGUUUGAAUGUUUUGAAUUUUAACGUUCUGUCAAUGGUCCUAUAAGCUCUUGCUGGUUUAUUUCCUGUGAAAUCUGUAAUGUUUGUGGACCUUCACACUUAAUUUUGAAGCUGCUGUUCUGUUGAUUGUGGGGGAUUUUUUUGGCACAGAAGCGAAUAUGACUAUAGCAAUUGUAUUUUUCACUACAUAAUAAAUUGUUUCUAUCCAAAACUG
This is a messenger RNA of Strigops habroptila (Kakapo), 8559 nucleotides long. It is a transcript of the gene TTC39B, whose product is annotated as tetratricopeptide repeat domain 39B. Gene Ontology annotation, molecular function: protein binding. The coding region runs from base 203 to 1960 and encodes 585 amino acids. The transcript has 19 exons. The record is from RefSeq and is a predicted model, not a curated record. Lineage: Eukaryota; Metazoa; Chordata; Aves; Psittaciformes; Psittacidae.